This is a messenger RNA of Danio rerio (zebrafish), 981 nucleotides long. NCBI's taxonomy places the organism in Eukaryota, Metazoa, Chordata, Actinopteri, Cypriniformes, Danionidae. The record is from RefSeq and is a predicted model, not a curated record.
AUGAUUCAACUGGCGUCUGCUGCAGUGUCCUUCUUCUUUUUCUUUGCUACUGUGUUUGUGGGCGGGGCUGGACACCCCUUUUCUGGCCGUGAGGUUCCCAUCUCGAAUGGUUCUGGCUUUAUAAUAAGUAGUGAUGGCCUGAUAGUGACAAAUGGCCAUGUGGUCGCCAACAAGCGUGGUGUUCUUGUCAAACUGACCAAUGGUGAGACUUACAACGCCACAGUUCAGGAUGUGGACCAGGCUGCAGACAUCGCCACCAUCAAAAUCAAUGUUAAGAAUCCUUUACCAACGUUGCGUCUUGGCAAGUCAUCUGAUGUGUGUCAAGGUGAAUUUGGGGUUGCCAUGGGGAGCCCCUUUUCUCUUAAAAACACCAUCACAUCUGGAAUCGUCAGCUCUGCUCAGAGAGACAGUAAAGAACUGGGUCUCUCCAACUCCAGCAUGGACUACAUCCAGACGGACGCUACCAUAGAUUUUGGAAAUUCAGGAGGGCCUCUCAUAAACCUGGAUGGUGAGGUCAUCGGCAUUAAUACCAUGAAAGUGACAGCAGGGAUUUCCUUCGCUAUUCCCUCAGACAGAGUCCGUCUCUUCCUAGACCGAUCUGUAGACAAACAGAGUAAGAAUGACCUCACAGCUGCUUGCUUUUGUCUGUGACAGAAUUUUUUUUCACUGACAGAUGGUUAUUGGGUCUUUUUUUCAGAGUCUUGGUUUGGAGAAUCGGGAUCGAAAAGGCGUUACAUUGGAGUGAUGAUGUUGGCUUUGACCCCCAGGUGCCAAACACUUUUAUUACAAUUUUACAGGAGAGCAAAAUUCAUACAUUAUGGAAUCUGCAGAUUUUUGUUAUUUACCACUAGAUUUGGCUCUUAGAAAUUCAAGUGCUGGAAUACCUGGAAAAUUGGCUUGUUCUGUUGAAAAGUGCUUAAUUUAUCAAGGAGAAUUUGUAUGCAAUUUUCACGCCGAAAAAUAAAAAUGUUUUCGAAUUUU